Penicillium verrucosum is the source of this 5757-nucleotide messenger RNA. RefSeq names its product lovastatin nonaketide synthase. The transcript has 3 exons. The record is from RefSeq and is a predicted model, not a curated record. NCBI's taxonomy places the organism in Eukaryota, Fungi, Ascomycota, Eurotiomycetes, Eurotiales, Aspergillaceae. Gene Ontology annotation, biological process: fatty acid biosynthetic process; secondary metabolite biosynthetic process. The coding region runs from base 1 to 5757 and encodes 1918 amino acids. Gene Ontology annotation, molecular function: fatty acid synthase activity; 3-oxoacyl-[acyl-carrier-protein] synthase activity; oxidoreductase activity.
AUGGUAUCAAUCGCGCCGAGAGAUCUUCGAGGAUCUGAAGAUUCAGGCACAACGAGUAAAGAUAUCUCGCCGCCGUUUUCUUCUCGCCCCUCAGAAUCGUCCAUAUCCUCGGUCCAUGGCCCCAACCACGCUGCUAUCAUAGGCUAUGCCUGUCGCGUUGCUGGUGCAGAUCGUCCAAGUAAACUCUGGGACAACAUUGUCGAACAGAAAGACCUUAGGCAAGAGAUGCCCUCUAAUCGAUUCCAUAUUGAGAAUUUCUUUCAUCCCAAAGGAACAAACAAGGGAACGACAAAUACCAAGCAUGGUUACUUUCUUGAUCAAGAUCUGGGGGUGUUUGAUCGUAGCUUUUUCCGCAUUUCCGGCAAGGAAGCCGAAGCUAUGGACCCCCAGCAGCGCCUCCUUCUUGAAGUGGUGUACGAGGCGCUCGAAGAUGCCGGCCUUACUUUGGAUGAAAUAGAUGGAUCAGACACCUCGGUCCUAUGUGGCUCAUUCACAAAUGACUACAAUGCCAUGCUCACUAAAGAUUUGGAGUACUACCCCAAAUAUACUGUGACGGGGACAGGAAACGCCAUCCUCGCCAAUCGGGUGUCCUAUGCUUUCAACCUUAAAGGGAUGAGUCUCACAAUCGAUACUGCAUGCUCUUCCUCUCUGGUCUCCUUCCACUUCGGCGCCCAGGCGAUCCAGAAUGGAGAAUGUGACAUGUCCAUUAUCGUGGGCUCAGCGCUCCAUUUUGAUCCGAAUAUUUUCAUCACCAUGACGGACUUGGGAAUGCUGUCCGAAGAAGGUCGCUGUCGGGCAUUCGAUGCCGAUGGGAGAGGUUACGCCCGAGGAGAUGGAAUAUGCGCCGUCAUCCUGCGCGGACAGAACAAGGCGCAACUGUAUGGAAAUCGGAUUCGCGCUGUUGUGAAGGCCACCGGGUCUAAUCAUGAUGGAAUGACACAGGGGAUCACUCUGCCUUCCCCAGAGGCACAGGUGGACCUGAUCCAACGAACCUAUCAGUCCUGUGGGUUAGAUCCCGCCGACACACAAUAUGUAGAAGCGCAUGGUACCGGCACUGCUCGCGGGGAUCCGCUGGAGAUGAGAGCCAUCGGUACAUGUUUUGCCUCCAAACAGCGCAGUCAGCCCCUAUACGUUGGAUCUAUCAAGACCAAUAUAGGACAUACGGAAGGGGCAUCCGGAGUCGCCGGCCUGAUCAAAGCCACAAUGGCCCUUGAAAAGGGGAAAAUCCCACCAAAUAUGCAUUUCAAGAGAGCGAACAAAGAAAUCGCAUUUGACGACUGGGGGAUUCAAGUGCCCACGGAUUUGAUCGAUUUCCCCACCAACAGUCAGGGUACGAAGAGAGUCAGUAUCAAUUCCUUUGGCUAUGGUGGCUCCAAUGCACAUGUAAUUCUCGAAGCAUUUGGUCCAUUUCCCGACAACAUCGUUCAACCAGGCUCGACGGUUUUAAAAGCUUUUGAGGCCGAUGUCAUUGGUCGCCCGUUCCUGGUGCCAUUGACCUCGCACUCGGAGAAAGCAGGGAAGGUGUGGACUGACAGCCUCACGGCUUAUCUGCAAGAAAAGCCGGAGACCCUCGUGUCCGAUUUGGCUUACAGUCUGACCAAUCGUCGAACCCUUCAUGAAAAACGAUCCUUCGUUAUUGGAACGAGUGCAGUGGACGUCGUGAACAAGCUGGAAAAUGUGCCCCCGUGGACAAGGGCCAAGCAAGACCCUUUACGACUAGGAUUUAUUUUCACCGGCCAGGGUGCUCAAUGGCAUUCAAUGGGCCGCGAAUUGAUUUCCAAGGUCUCGAUAUUCAGGCAGACUUUGGAGAGAGCCGAUCGUGUUCUAUCCAGUCUACCCGAUGGCCCAUGUUGGUUGAUCGUGGAAGAGCUUUCCAGGACAAAGGAGGAGUCCCGGCUCGCAGAAACCGAAUUAUCUCAGCCUGUUUGCACAGCGGUGCAAUUGGCGAUUUUGGAGCUCCUGAAGAGUUGGGGGGUUGUUCCAGCAGCAUGUGCUGGACAUUCGUCAGGGGAGGUAGCAAGUGCAUAUGCGGCAGGCAUUUUAUCUUUCGAUAGCGCAAUGUGUGUCGCAUAUUAUCGCGGUUUGCACAUGUCAAACAAAGCGCUACAGUUAGGAAAGGAUAACAUCCCAGGGGCGAUGUUAGCUGUGGGAUUAGGGCAAGCUGAAGCUGCCUUGGAGAUCAGGGACUAUCCAGGCCGAGUGGUCAUCGCCGCAGUGAAUAGCCCAUCUAGUGUCACUCUAUCUGGAGACGAAGAUGCAAUUAUCGCUGUCAACGAAGGCUUGCAAGCUCGAAAUGUUUUUGCACGUCGCUUGCAGGUAAAACAGGCGUUCCACUCCCACCACAUGAGCCCCCUCGCACCGGCAUACGAGAAAGCGCUAGUCGAAUGUUCCAGUUUUGUAGUAAAGCCCUCUGAAACACGGAUGUUCUCCAGUGUUACUGGCCGAGUGGCCAAAUCAGACAAGAUGGGACCAGAAUACUGGGCCGCCAACAUGACCGGCACUGUUCGAUUCUCUGACGCCUUGGUCGGAAUCCUCCUCGAUGAUAUGGAAAAUGAAAACCUCGAUGUCCUGAUCGAGAUUGGACCUCAUCCAGCACUGAAAGGCCCAUCUAAGCAGGUGAUGAAGAGCUUAAACAUGGAUCUGCCAUAUUUUUCAUCUUUGACACGGGGAGCCCCAGAUUUUGAGGGAAUGCUGGCUUUGGCUGGCCAGCUCUUUCAACUGGGUUACCCGGUCGACCUGUCGGCGCUUAACAGUGAUAUUUACCUUACCGAAAAUGAUGUUGCACAUCAAAUAUCCUCUGCUCAAAAGCUGCCCGACCUGCCAACGUAUGCAUGGGAUCAUUCCGAGCGGUUUUGGGCGGAGACCCGAAUCAUCCAUGAGCAUCGUCUACGUCCCUAUCGGCAUUCAAUUUUGGGCACCAUUAUGCCCGGCUCAAUUGAGAAGCAUACCCGUUGGCGGAAUUACUUGAGGGUUCGAGAGUUACCCUGGCUUGGCGACCAUGUGGUGGAUGGGAAGGUCGUCUUUCCGGCAGCAGGUUAUAUGAGCCUUGCCAUUGAAGCUGCCAUCCGAUCGAAGGGGGAGGUUGGUGAUUUCAAUGGUCUAGCCUUACGGGACAUUUCCAUAAAAGCCGCGUUAGUUCUUGACGACUCUGAUAUGGGUACCGAGGUGAUCCUGGAUAUCCGCCCUCGAACCACUUCCGCCAAGUCGAAGUCCAAUACAUGGCUUGAAUUCUCCAUUUUCUCCUAUGCUGCUGGUGGUGAGGCAUGCACAGAGCACUGCACAGGUCUGGUUUCAGUUGAGGAUCAUGCGAACAGGCAGAUGUCACUAGAGGAACAUGAGCUGCGACAGAAGCAAAGCACCUCGUGUUCCUCGGCACGGGGCUUCUACCGUCAUUUGCAUGACCUUGGACUGCAGUAUGGUGCAGGCUUCAAGCUUUUGACUGGGAAUAUAGAGUGUGGCUCUGGUUUUGCUUCCUCGACACUCACAUUCAGUCCCGAGAAAUAUGCAAGUCAACCUGCAGAUGUGACUGUUCUUCACCCGACCAUGCUAGAUGCCACGUUCCACACCAUAUUUGCUGCUCUCGAGGGUCUUAUGGGAAAGGACCUGGACGUAGCCUUUGUGCCCACCUUCCUCCAAUCAUUGGAAAUUUUGCCCGAGAUGAUACCGAUCAAGGAUGCUAAGGGACCGCAGGAGGUAUGGGUGGCAUCAUCAGCUCAUUUCUCUGGCCCCCGAGCUGCCGUCAGUGAUUUGGUAGUCUACAAUCAAGACACCGGUCGGGCAUUGGUGUCUGUGGCCGGUCUCCGACUGACCUCAUUGAGUAAUGGGGAUGAUACCAAUGACCGCUCUUUGUUCUUCCGUACACGAUGGCAACCAGCCUUUGAUCAACUGAUGAUGUCGUCUUCACCGGCUCUACACCAGGCGGGCCUAGAACACUUGCUCCAUCUCUUCGUGCAUCAGCACCCGAACACAAGGAUACUCCAUGUCACCUCUGAUAUUGAGCAUACCAGGGAGAUUGUAAACUUGUUGACUGACAAUAGCAACGAACGGCGUGUGUUCCAGUCUAUUACAGCCGUUGCGUGCAACAAGUCAUUCGAUGAUCAAUUCCAAGAUGAGCUAGCGGUACUGCAAAAAGAGCGGCCAGGUUUUGUUCUUUCAGAAGCACCAGAAGAGCAGAGUUUUGACUUGGUGAUUGUGAGUAAUGCCAAAGAUCAAGACGUUUUACCUUACAUCAAAGAUGACGGCUAUGUUAUCACCAACGGUUGCAUCAUUGAUCAAUCGAAACUGAAGAAGCUUUUCGAUGGGCAAAACAUCAAUGUGUGGCAGAAGAGCACAGAGACUCUAUGCUACCAGAAACCAAUUCUCUUGUGUCUGUCAUCCAAGCCUUCCCGCCGUACGCUAGACCUGGUAUCGCAUCUCAAAGCUAAAAACAAGCAGCGUUCUAUCUCUUCUGUCUCGAUCGCUGAGCUACCUAGCAGAUUGAGCGAGGACUCCGACUUGGUCAUUUUGGCUAGCUUAGACCAAGAUCUGUUUGCGCAGAUGAAGCAGGAGGAUGAGCUCGAGUUCAAUGCUACCAGGGAAGUGCUCACCCGCCCAGACAUGAAUGUCCUAUGGCUGCUUCAUGGAGCCACCUCCAACGUGACGAGCCCUAUGGGGGCUUUAAUUAUUGGGCUGAGUCGGAGCGCGCGGUCCGAAAAUGCAAGCUUGCGGCUGCUGACUCUGGAUCUUCCUGAUGAAUGGGCUCACGAAUCGGUUGUGACGUUGAUUCCUCAACUGUUGAAUCCAGCGAUCCAAGAAGAAGAGUUUUCUCUUCGGGAAAAUGUCCUUUCUAUUCCUCGCAUUGUGAACGAUGACGGCCUUAAUUCAAGGGUUCCAGGAGGCGUGGCUUCAGGAGCCAAGGCGGAGCCCUUCAAUUCCGAACAUCCCAUCAGGCUGGCUAUUGACCAGGUUGGUUUACUGGAAACGCUUGUCUGGGAGGAAGAUCAUGAGAUUAUCAACGAGGAUCUCGCGGCAGAUGAUAUUGAAAUUGAUGUCCGCGCUUCCCCCAUAAAUUCCCGAGACGUUGCUGCCGCUGUGGGUAUUCUCGAUGACUAUAUGCUAGGCGACGAGUGUGCUGGCAUUGUCCGGAAAGUGGGUAAAAAUGUCAAUCCUGCAGAUUUCAAGUCUGGAGAUCGCGUGUUAGCUCUGCGGCCCGGGAGGGGAGCUCAUCGUUCCGUCGUCCGAAACCCUGCCUGCCACUGUUACCGGUUGGGUCAAAUGCCCUUCGAACAGGCAGCCGCCGUGCCUUUAAUUCUGACCACCGCAUACUACUCUCUUGUCGAUACCGCAAGGCUACAACCUGGCGAAACUGUUUUGAUUCAUGCCGCAGCUGGCGGAGUCGGCCAGAUGGCAAUUCAGAUCGCCCAAAUGAUCGGUGCCAAUAUCAUCGCCACAGUUGGCUCUCCCGCAAAGCGGGAUCUACUGAUCUCUCAGUAUGCUCUGGCUGAGGAGAAUAUUCUGAACUCUCGAGACAAUAGCUUUGUCGACGGAGUUAUGAGGCUGACCGACGGCAGGGGCGUGGAUGUCGUCCUGAACAGUCUGGCUGGCGAACUUCUUCACGCGUCUUGGAACAGUUUAGCCACAUUUGGCCGCUUUGUCGACAUUGGAAAACGUGACAUCCAUGAGAACACGACUAUUGGGAUGGCGCCAUUUCGACGAAACGUUUCGUUUUCCUCAGUUGAUUUGGUGACCAUCUACAAACACAAUCGACAGCAAGAUUAA